GUCGUCUUCAACUAUCCAAUCACUUGAAGGGAGACGAUUUCAUCGUUUGUCCCAACGUCAAUAUGCCUCUUCACCUUCUCGGAAAGAAAUCAUGGAACGUCUACAACACAGACAACGUCGCCCGCGUCCGCCGUGACGAGGCCGAGGCCCGUGCUCGCGAGGAAGCUGAGGAGCAACGCAUGCAACAGGUCGACGCCGAACGUCGUCUAGCCAUUCUGCGCGGUGAAGUUCCGCCGCCACUUGAGGAGCAACCGCCAGCAUCAGAAUCCAGCCAUGAUCAUGGGCGCCGUCAGCGUGAACGUGAUCCUCUGAUAGAAGGACGCAAACGCAAGCGAGCAGGCGAGGAUGACACCGAUUUUGAAAUGAGGAUAGCGCGGGAACGGGCCACGGCAGGGCAAAAUGCGGCGAGGGAGCUGUCUGGCCCAGUGAAGUCGACUUCCAUCACUGCUACUACUGCAUCGCUGGUCGAUAGCAGGGGUCAUAUCACGUUGUUUUCUGAAGAGGAGCUGAGGCUUGUAGAGAAGGAUGAGAUAACAGAGACAGAAGCAGCCAAGAAAAAGCGUGAGGAAGCGGAGCAGCAUCAGGUACGCUUUACCAGUGCGGCUGGCAGGGAUGCGGAAGGCUUGUUAGCCAGAAAUGGCCCCUGGUAUGCGACACCGGAUGGCGACGUUGCUGCGUUGGUGCCAUCCAAGAACGUGUUCGGCAAGGAGGAUCCCGGACGGAAGGCUCGUGAGGUGGAAAGACUGAGUGCAAGUGAUCCUUUAGCGAUGAUGAAGAGGGGUGCCAAGAUGGUGCGUGAUCUCAACAAGGAACGGGAACGGGAGAAUGAGGAGAGGCAAAGGGAGCUAAAGGAAUUGCGAAAAGAAGAGCGACGACGAGAAAAGAGGAGGCGAACAGAAUAUCGCAAGGAAAAACAUGAUAGUAGAGCGUCUGGUGACGAAUCUGACUGUGGUAGGCGGUCUCGGUCGGAGAGGCGGGAACGGGACCAUGAUCGAGACCGAUCGCGAGAUAGAGACCGACACCGCGACCGUCACCAUGGCCAUGACAGGGACCACAAACGGGGUCGUCACCAUGAGGAAAGGGAGAGAAAUCGUGACCGAGAACGAAGCCGCGGAAGUGAAAGAGAUUAGGAAAGGAGGAGAGAUCACUCUCGUGACAGGCACCAUAGACGGUCUAGCAAGGACCGAGACGAUCGCGAGUAUCGCAAGCACAAAGACCGUGAUGCCCAUGAUGGUAAGCAUGACCAUCACCGGCAUCACCGCUCGGAGAGGUCAGAUUACGAGCACGAGCCAAGACGUCCAAGAGACGAACAAGCAUAGCAUCCUCAUUAUUCUUGCAUUGCGCAAAAUCCAGAGUAGAUAAAAACCUCAGCGUCAACAUAAAUAGCCAACAAGAUACCCAUCCAAAUAUAAUCCCAUCCAAA
This is a messenger RNA of Neurospora crassa OR74A, 1423 nucleotides long. RefSeq lists its product as hypothetical. The record is from RefSeq and is a predicted model, not a curated record. Lineage: Eukaryota; Fungi; Ascomycota; Sordariomycetes; Sordariales; Sordariaceae. The transcript is spliced from 2 exons. The coding region runs from base 63 to 1130 and encodes 355 amino acids.